Messenger RNA from Seriola aureovittata, 971 nucleotides. Its product is annotated as PGC-1 and ERR-induced regulator in muscle protein 1-like. The record is from RefSeq and is a predicted model, not a curated record. The transcript has 3 exons. Bases 69 to 971 code for a protein of 300 amino acids. Lineage: Eukaryota; Metazoa; Chordata; Actinopteri; Carangiformes; Carangidae.
GUUUCUGGGUUUUUCGGCAUCUGCAAACAGCACAAGUGUUGCAUGUUGUUUGACUUCAGGUUUGGAAAAUGGCCUCUGGAUAUUGUGUCAGGGUGUUCUUGCUCUCACUAUUAGCAUUUGGGCCACAUGCAAAGGCACUGAGCUACAGAAGCAGAGGGGCUGGUAUCAUUAAACCUUACUUUGACCAGGCUGAAGGCUUUUCAGGCAGCCACAAACCUGAUUCAGCCUCUCCAAAAUAUGAGAGCCCUGCACAGCCUGGAGGUUUUAUAGGUAGCUCUGGACCCAGUUAUCCCAACACAGGUUCAUUUGAGAACCUGAAGCCUGCUGGUACUAAAGGUUAUAGUGGUUCUUAUGGUAGGGAAGUAGAUGGAUACAGUCCAGACGGAAGUGUGUCUAGUUACAGGCGUGCAAAACCCAGAGACAACCCACAGCAGCCAAGUGUACUCCAGACCAAAGCUGGCAUGUGGGAUAUUGCUGCUUCACAGAAUGGAAUAGGAUUUGGCUCAGGUAUCGCUUCAAGUUAUGGAAUUGAGAUGGCUUCAGAUCACCAGUCUGAGACCAGGCUGCAGAAACCCAGCUACCUGGAUCAGGCCCAGCCCCAGCCCAGCUAUCCGGGCAAGCCUCAGCUCCAGCCGAGGUCCCAGCAGCCCAGCUACCCGGGCAAACCCCAACCGAGGCCCCAGCGGCCCAGCUACCCUGCUCAACCCCAACCGAGGCCCCAGCGGCCAAGCUACCCUGCUCAGCCCCAGCCCCAAGCUACCCUGCUCAGCCCCAACCCCAACCGAGGCCCCAGCGGCCCAGCUACCCUGCUCAGCCCCAACCCCAACCGAGGCCCCAGCGGCCCAGCUACCCUGCUCAGCCCCAACCCCAACCGAGGCCCCAGCGGCCCAGCUACCCGGGCCAGCCCCAGCCAAGCUACCCUGCUCAACCCCAGCCUGAGCAGCCCAGCUACCUGGGCAAACCCCCUCUGA